Cinara cedri is the source of this 6220-nucleotide messenger RNA. The record is from the annotation of a GenBank genome assembly. NCBI's taxonomy places the organism in Eukaryota, Metazoa, Arthropoda, Insecta, Hemiptera, Aphididae.
AUGUCCGUGUACUGGCUAACGUUAUUGCUUCUGAACGGAAUCAACGUGUAUCCGGGUCGUGAGAAUAAAGGUAAAUAUUUCGCAAUCGAGUUUAUAACGAUUAAAUAAAACUGAAAAGAUAAUUCAUUGCGGUAGAUGCUCGAAGAGGUCGAUAUUGUUUGUUUUUGGCCCACCGAACCGUUAUGUCCGGAUCCACCGGACGUGUUAUUGUUGUUUUAUAAAUUUGAAGAGUAUUCGUGGCAUAGGUACGCGUUGUGGCGGUCCGUUAAUAAUUUAUUUUAUUUUUUACAUUAUUUUAUCUUCAGUAUAGUAAACCACAAGAAUACGUAUCACCAUAAGCGCCGAUUUGUUAAAUUGACUUUAGGGGACUUUGACGACUUAUUGUUUUUUGAUUUUUUGAGCAUUUUUAAUGUUAAAGAUUUUUCCAAAAACAUAAAAUGGAAAAACUGCACUACCUAUUUUUAAUAGAUUUUCGUCGUUCAAUAAUAACUUAAUUUAUAGGUAACACGAGACAGUUUACUAUAGUCAUGAAACUAUUGUCAUUUAUCACUAAUAUGCAAUCUGUGUAGUGCAUCACUGACAUUACGUGAAACGUUAGAUAUCUGAUAUUCCUGAUAACAGGUACUAAUAAACCAUUUUUAAAAAACUAUGUACAAUUUCAUAAACUAUUUUAUCAAAAAAUAAUAUUUUUAUCAACAUUUUUAAUUUAUGGUGGAAAACUUCGAUAUUUUAGAAUAAAUAUUCGAAUAUUUUACAUAACCGUUAACAUAAAAGAUAUGUUUCAUCAGUAAAACGUUUGUGGACUGAGCCCUGGCUCAAAAUUGUCAAUGGAGAUUGUGGCCCCAGAUACUCAAACUCUUCAUAUACUCAAAAUCUAUACAUAAUGCAUAUCCCUGAUUAUUUGUAAGAUUCGGAUUUAGUAUCUAGGAUCUAGUAUUUAGGAUUAGGAUCCUAUAUCUAUUAGAAUAGAUUUAAAACGUAAAGUAUAUGUACGUGAACAUGGAUCCGUAUACACCCGAAUGAAAAAUUUGUUAUCACGUAUACUAAAUACAUAUGAAUAGUAUCCGUAUUCACGUGUAUUAGUGUUAUUAAUUUAUUCACGGAUAUUUGUUUAAAUGAUAACGUACUAAAUAAAGUAUAUUAAAUUUAUUGUUGAUUUUGUAUAAUGUUAAUUUAUUUUACUGUCAAAUUUUAAAUUAUUAUUAUUGUUGUUACUGAUUUAUUUGUAGAAAAAACUAGCCAAGGCCCAAUAUUUACAAGAUUACAAGAAUAUUAAUUUUAAAUAUAUAAUAACAUUUUAGAAAGGUGAUCAUUUGCAAGACGCAUGGUGAAUAGGGUGGUAACGAACAUAGUUCGUGGUAUUUGCCAGGACUGCAAAGGAGGCGUGGGUUCGUAAAGAGCUUGAAGAAGCCUUGAAUUCCACUUGGAAUAAGAGUGAUGGUACCUAUAUAGAGCCAUUAAUUUAACUUACUUAAAAAAGUUAUGUUUUAGUGGACACUAUUCUAUUAGCUCAGAUGUUCAACCCAAGGUAGUAUCGGAUACUGGAAUAGUUAAGUUUAGGAUACUGAAUACCUUGAACAUGAUCUGCAAAGAAAAAAAAAUGCCAUUGUACUUUCUCUAAGUCUUAAGCUUUUCACGCAGUAUGUGGAUUCCCUUAACAUUGACGCAAUAGUAGCGCAAUGAGAUGAAACUCGGAUAAAUAUUAUGAACUUAAAGUAAAUAUUAAAACACUAAAAUACGUGAAUAAACGUGUACACAGAUUUUUCAAGUAUACGGUUUUAUAGAUUUUAAUGUUAGUUUCACGUGGAUACGUGAAAGCAUGUACACGUGAAAGGAGCUCUAGUAAUAAUAACCUAACCACAUAAUAUAAACUAAAUCUAAAUUAAACUGGUUUUCGAAGGGAUCGUGAAACAAGUGGCUGCCGUGUACCCGUGGCUGAUAAGUGUGUUCUGGAUGUUUAUUACGACGUCGGUGCUGACGUCCCUGGUGUCCCAGCGCACCAGUUACGAGGAGACGAUUGAAAUGCUGACGUACAUCACCGGUUCGUCGAGCACGCUGGCUCUGUUCGCAAUCGGCGUGUACAAGAGGCCGCAGCUCAACCGGAUGUUGCACAUCGUCCGGCACGAUUUCUGGCACGACGAGCGCCGGGCCGCGGCUCAUACGCUGUAUUCACGGUUCGUCCGCACGUACGGCGCCGUCAUGCCCGUGGCCAACGUGAUGAUGUGCAUGGCGCCCAUCAUCUGGGUGGCCAACUACGGCAACAUGGAUUCGCCGGCCGCUCUGAUUUUCCGCAUGUGGACGCCGUGGACGCGCCUGACGCCUUCCAAGUACGCGGCCGCUUACACCACUCAGUUCGUCGUGUCACUGAGCGUGCUGACCAGCAUUUCCGGCAUGGUGUUCGCCAUGGUGGUGUUCGUCAACGAGAUGCAAGUUCAGGUGGACAUGCUUACCGACGCGGUCCGUGACCUGAACGUGCGGGACGCCUGUCAGCGGCCGCGGGCCGUAUUCGAUAAUCUCGUCAAGUGCGUUAAACACCAUCAGACCCUCAUUACGUGAGUGUUAACAAAAUCAAUGGCUAUUUUUUCCAUAAACAUAUACUAAAUCAGGGGAGAUGACCGUUUUACGUGUAAUACAUUGAAGCCAACACGUUAAUAAAAGAGAUAGACAACCUGAAGUUUUUUCAAGGUAGAACAAAUUUGUGUAUACAAUUAUACAAUUUAUAGAAAAUAACAUUAUUUACGAGCUUCACAUGUGAGUUUUGUAUUUGUAUUUGUAACGAAACGUUAUAAACACAUACUCGCACGUGGGCGGGUCACUAUUGUAGGUGAGAUAUUUAGGAAGACAGAGAGGAAAUUGAAUGUAUAUCUGUAUGCAACAAUUAACGUAAACCAGUAGGCAACGAUAAACCAUUGCUAACAAAAAAACGAUUCUGAGUGGAGUUCAGUUGAUAGUGAUACUUUGUCAACAAUAUAUAUAUGUCAUAUUAUAGUAAACUAAUUAAAUAGGCAUUAUAUAUUUUCUUUAAUAAUAUUUGCGAUGCGUCGUAUUCUCAUUACUCGCAGUCUUAUAUCCAAUUUGUAUUUUAUGUCACUGUUCAUAAAUUAAAUUUCUUCGAACAGUAAGAAGUAAAGUUAAAGUUUGAGUAAACUUUAAGACAAAUCUGGGCAGUAAUUUUAAUAUUCUAUACUAUAUGAUGUUUACUCGUAUAUCAUAUAAAUUACAAAGUUACAAAAUUAUAAAAAAAAUGUAUUUUUUUUCCGCAUUUUAUCGUCACUAAAUUAAAAUUUAUUCAGCUUGGUUGGGAAUAAGGGGAUUAAAUUUCAAUUACUAAAUUCUGAUUCAUUCAGACGAUAGUAUAUCGAACAGUCGAACUUAGUAAAAUCGUUAAAAAUUAAUAAUUCGGUUCCAUUUAGGUUGUUUUUUUAAGUUAACUUCUAACUGAACACGUUAAUUUAUCUGACGAUUAAUCAACAAAGACCAAUUUAACAGAGUUAUAUUGAAAAUUCGUUUGGUUUUUGUUUUCAUUUAGGUAUUUCGACCAUUUCAAAUCGUACUUUAAUUUGUUAUUCGUGGUCGACAUCGUGUACAUUAUGAUCAUGACGUGUUUGUGCGCCAGCAGCGUGUUGUUGGCUAACGGAUUUUCAGCGUUUCACAUAAAAAUGAUGUCUCUCCUCAUAAUCGUGGUGUCUCAAUUUUUCUUCUACUGUUUGAUCGGCGAAAAAUUCUCACUGAUGGUAAAUAUUCAUUUUAACUAUAACUAUUGAAUUUUGUGUUAUUAUUAUUAUUUUUUUUUUAUUUUUUAUAUUUACAUAAUAUACAUGAUGCCGUUAUAUACGUCAUUUCGUACGGUCUAUUAUUGUUAUUUUACGUAUUUCAAUAAAUAUACAAGUAAAUAAGACAAUAAUAACUUACUGUAUACGAUCUAGAUUGUUUUUCAGCAGUUAUAAAGAAAAAUAAUAUGUUUUCGAAGCAUAUUGCAGUAGGUACGGUUCAAAGUUUUCUUUUGAAAUAAUUUCUAUUCGCAUCAACGUUAAUAUGACGUUUAGAUAUUUUAUAAUAAGAAACCAUGAAACUGUGAUUUUAAAUAUUAAAACUUUGUCUGGCAAACUUUGCCAAACAUCUUUGUAUUAUAUUUUCAAGUUCCCAUUGUAAAAUUAUUAUCAUAACAACUGAAUUUCUGUUAUUACUGUUGUAUAUCGGUAAACUGUUAUUUUCUAUGAAAUUCGGGCCUCCCUAUCUGUUUUUCAAAUAAAUACAAGGCGAUCUGCUAAUUAUAUUCCAAUUAUUUUCUCAGAGAAAUGUAUGUAAAUUUGAUUUCUGUUUUCAUUUUUCAAUCAUUAUGGAAUCAAUUAAGCUUUAUUUUAACACUAUUUCAAUUUUGUAUCAUUACACUUUAUACCUGUAAUAAGAUGUAUGCACUGGAUUUUUAAAUACCAGUUAUCUAUGAAUUUAUCUUUUUAUCUAUUUAUAUUCUAAUUCAUAAACAGUAAAUCCGAUAUUAUUGUUAUACCUAUGUACUCGUACGUAUCACACUUUUUCUAAAAAUAUUAUUGUAUCCUCAUUUUCAAUAUUCAAAUGUGUGUUCAAAAGGAAGGGGGAUAUUGGAAAAUCAAAAACAUGCAGGGUAUCUCACGAAGAUAUACCCGUUGUAAUAUCUCAGGGUAUAAUGAAGAUAAUCAAAAAAAAAUUAAUUAAUUAAUUAUAAAUUCUGUUUUUUUAUAUUACUGACGGGGAUAAAAACUGCAUAUAUGUAUAUUUGAGUUAAUUUUUUAUGUUUUGGUUAAAAAACUUAAAAUAUUAACUUUUUAUUUUCAUUAAACUGGUGAUUUUAAUAAUUUUUAAAAUUCCAAGAACAAAAUUCAAUUAAGCCAUAAUAAUAAUAAUAGUCAAUUAGCCAAUGUGAUUACAGCCUGCUGCAUUUGUAUAGGUAUUUUAAUUUGAACUUUAAAAACUAUUAAUAAUCAUGAAUUCACUGAAAAUAAAAUGUUGAAACGUUAACAUUUGCAGAAGAAUAAACUCAAUAAAAUGGCUAUCGUCAAAUUUUUGAAAAAAUAAAAAGUUAUUGUUUUAAGUUUUUUUACCGAAACAUAAAAAAUUAACUCAAAUAUAAAAAUUUGUAAUUCUUAACCUUGCGAGUAAUAUAGAAAAAUAAUAUUGUAUUAUUUGCAUUAUCUCAGGGGAUAUUGUAAUACAUGUAUCUUCGUAGAACACCCUGUUUAUUAUACUAUGAUAUGAGAAAUAGUGGUGACAAGUUAAAAAUAAUUUUAAAAUAAAUUAUCGAAUCGUUUAAGAUUUCAAUAAUGAUUGAAAAAAAAAACAGACAUCGUAUUCAUUUAAUAGUUAAAAUCCACUGAUAAAAAUUGCUGGUUCGUGUAAGUGGAUCACUGUAUAAAAUAAAUACUGUAUUAAUAGUAAUAUCGACAAUGGUGUCAAUCAAUAAUAUUCUUCUUCUAUAUAUUAUUACUGUCGACCGUUUGGCUGUAUAGUAUAAAGAAGUGUAUAUUGGACAAAAGAAAAUGAAAAAAAAAAACGGAUAUACUUUGCACGAUGGGUGGGCUACUGUUGUAGGUGAGAGUUGGGAAGAUAGAGGGGAAAUAUAUUCUUCCAUUUAUGUAACGAUUCACCAUUGCUGACGAAAAAAGAUUUUGAGGGGAGUUCGGUAUAUAUGUUUUGAAAGGCCGUAAUAUUUACGAUUUGAAAUUUGAAAAUAAUAAAUUUCCCAGUUUUCCUACGUUUUUUCCCGGUUGUUCAAUUUAUUAUGUAAACCUCUAGACAAAUCAAAAAAUAACCAUCUUAAAGUACCACCCCAAUCCAAUUUCUUUUCAAAAAAAGUGCUAUACUUGAAAAUCAAAGCAAAAUUUCUGGUAGAAAAGUUGUUUUCAAAUAAAAAAAAAAACAUUAUUAUAAAACUAAUACAUCUCUACUCGCUUUACUCAAAAUUUAAAAUGUAAUAAUCAUGUAAUUUUUUUCCCCCCAACUUUACACAAUAUAGAACAGACAAAUCGGAGAUUGUGUCUAUUUCAAAUUUAUCAAAUGCAAGAAUCCAAAGUUGUCGCGCGUCAGCGUCCUGAUAAUUUUACGAACACAGAAACCAUUACAAUUGACCGCAAUGGGCAUAUCAAAGUAUUCGGCAUCGUUAUUCACGUUUGCGGUCACCAUGAGGUCUGCGUACGCCGGACUCAACGUACUAUACAAUUCAACGAAAAAUAUGAGCUCAUAA